AUGCUGCCCGUUGGUGCCUGUUGCUUCCCGUGCCUGUGCUGCCCGUUGCUGCCUGUUGCUGCCCGUACCUGUGCUGCCUGUUGCCGCCUGUUGCUGCCCGUGCCUGUGCUGCCUGUCGCUGCCCGUGCCUGUGCUGCCUGUUGCCGCCCGUUGCUGCAUGUGCCUGUGCUGCCCGCUGCUGCCUGCUGCUGCCCGAGCCUGUGCUGCCCGUUGCCGCCCGUUGCUGCCCGUGCCUGUGCUGCCCGUUGCCGCCCGUUGCUGCCCGUGCCUGUGCUGCCCGUUGCCGCCCGUUGCUGCCCGUGCCUGUGCUGCCUGUUGCCGCCCGUUGCUGCCCGUGCCUGUGCUGCCUGUUGCUGCCCGUGCCUGUGCUGCCUGUUGCCGCCCGUUGCUGCCUGUGCCUGUGCUGCCCGUUGCUGCCUGUUGCUGCCCGUGCCUGUGCUGCCCGUUGCUGCCUGUGUCUGUGCUGCCCGUUGCCGCCCGUUGCUGCCCGUGCCUGUGCUGCCUGUUGCCGCCCGUUGCUGCCCGUGCCUGUGCUGCCUGUUGCUGCCCGUGCAUGUGCUGCCUGUUGCCGCCCGUGCCUGUGCUACCUGUUGCCGCCCGUUGCUGCCCGUGCCUGUGCUGCCCGUUGCCGCCCGUUGCUGCCCGUGCCUGUGCUGCCUGUUGCUGCCAGUUGCUGCCCGUGCCUGUGCUGCCCGUUGCUGCCCGUUGCUGCCCGUGCUUGUGCUGCCCGUUGCCGCCCGUUGCUGCCCGUGCCUGACUGCGUCUGCUCCGAGCUGGCGCCGCAGCGGCAAGGGCAAAGGGGGCAAGGGAGGCGGAGGUGACGGCGGGGGAGGCGGUGGCGGGGGUGGUGGUGGGGCUGGAGGGGCUAGUGGCAGCGGUGGGGGUGGUGGCGGCAGCGGCGGGGGAGGUGGCAGGGGCGGGGGUGGUUGUGGGGGCGGCGGUGGACGCGGCAGCGGCAGGGGAGGGGGUGGUUGA
This is a messenger RNA of Closterium sp. NIES-65, 975 nucleotides long. NCBI's taxonomy places the organism in Eukaryota, Viridiplantae, Streptophyta, Zygnematophyceae, Desmidiales, Closteriaceae. The record is from the annotation of a GenBank genome assembly.